Messenger RNA from Anisakis simplex (herring worm), 636 nucleotides. The record is from the annotation of a GenBank genome assembly. NCBI's taxonomy places the organism in Eukaryota, Metazoa, Nematoda, Chromadorea, Rhabditida, Anisakidae.
AUGCUCGUAACCAGUGAUGAAGCUUCGAGUAGUGUGCUGGAUUCUGGAAAUGAAGAGUUCAUCGCCGAAGGGCAAACGGCCGUUCAGUUGAAAUUUGUGGAUUCUGAAGCCGAGAUGAAGUCAGCAAAAGGAUACCACCCGGAAUUUGUUCAUCAGCACUUUGGCGAUAAUGAAACGAUAUUCGGUUACAAGAAUCUCGAAGUGACUCUAUACUAUACGGAUGCUUCGAUGUAUAUCUAUCCUCAAAUCAAAUAUGAUAAGGAAAUAUCGUCAGUGUCGAAGGAACUCAAGGCUGAUAACAUAAUAGAACUGUUGAAAAAUCAACUUCCAUCGGCUGAGAUGAAUACAAUGGUGUCAUCGUUGGACAUCUUCAGAAAGCAUCUCAACCAGCAACGUUCAUUCAGGCCAUUCGGCGAAUUGAUAGCAAAAUUCGAUUUUGAUGGUCGUGAGAUGCAAGUGUGGAAAAUUAGCGAAAGUUCACCGCAAUUCGAUGCGUAUUUGGCUCGUGCACAAACACUGGCGUUGUGGUACAUUGAUGCAGCACAAUACACUGACAACGAUGACCCAAGAUGGCAACAUUAUUUCGUGUAUGUUCUCUGCUUUUUGUGGAAGGGAGUGGAAUCAGAUCAGAUAUGA